AUGGGCGGCCACGCUGUAUCGCCCGGCGGGGCGCUGCUUCGCUCGUCGCGCAUGUUCUCCAUGCCCAAGCCCCUGCCUGAGCCGCACGCUGGCCUCCAGCACAUGGCCGACCGCAGCUCCAAGUCGAUGACGAGGGCGCAGCCGCGGAUGCAGUCCGUCACCACGCCGCUGUCCUCGCGGCAGCACGGCGACUGGGGCUUCAAGCGGUCCUUUCCUCUCAAGACGACGCUCAACACCUCGACGCCGCUCAUCCGCCUCAAGAACAUUGACGCCAUGGAGAACGUGACCGACUUCGAGUCCGCCGCCGACCACACGCUCUCGCUCGAGAAGUUCCAGGAGCUCCGCGUCGCCAUGUCGAUCCCCAAGCGCCGCCACGAGGCCGGCAGCACCACCCUGCGCGAGACGCCCGGCCACAGGUCCGUCUUCGAGGAGCGCUUCGACGUCACCAACGGCGACGGCCGCGCCGACCAGCACCUCCGCUGGAAGUACGACGGGCCCUGGCUGGCCCGCAUGACCGAGGGCGAGUUCCUGCGCUACCUCGACCGGCAGGUCCGCCCGCAGCGCGCCCAGUUCCGCGCGCUGCUGCGCAAGGGCCUGGCCGAGGACAUCACCGCGCGCCAGAACAGCUACGCCAUGGAGAAGGGCGUCGACGCGCCCCCGCCCGUCAGCGCCCCCGACAUCACCGAGGCGCAGUUCACCGAGUACCUGCGCGCGCUGCGCAACGAUCGCGCCGUCCUGUACGCCAUCGUCUCCAAGUUCCUCGACCUCGCGCCGCUCGGCCAGCCCGUCGGCGUCGUGCAGAGCCUCUUCCCGCCGCUCGCCGAGAGCCCCUGGGGCAAGGCGGGACCACCCACGACGCACCCGUCCGCAGGCAUCAGCUACCUGCGGACGUUCUCCGUCAUGGAGAACCACCCGGUGUACGGGCCGCAGGCGCGCCGUGCACCCACGCUGGCCCGCCUCAUCAGCCCGCGGUCCAUCAACGCGCCGCCCAGGCUCGGCGUCGCCGGCUUCGUGGCCGACCCACCGCCCGGCGACAACGAGUUCAACACCCGCGUGCCCCGCGGCAAGGCCGGCUCGCGCCUCGUGUCAAACGGCAUCGCCAACCUGGACACGACCACGUUUGGCGGCGCCAAGACGUACAUCGAGCCCGUGACGGCCAGCGUGGACCCAAGCGGCCGCGUGAUACUGGAGCUGAAGGAGGCGGGCGCUGAAGCGCAGGUCAUCGCCAAGGAGAGCUGUGGCAAGAGCACCGUGUACCACGACCGGCCGAUGAAGCGCGAGCUGCGUCCGCAGGAGGCCGGCGCCGAUCCUGCAUCGCAAAGACUGCGGAAGGUGGCGGAUGAGAUUCUGCAGAAUCAGCGCUUAAACUGA
This is a messenger RNA of Cordyceps fumosorosea ARSEF 2679, 1371 nucleotides long. RefSeq lists its product as hypothetical. Gene Ontology annotation, molecular function: structural constituent of ribosome. Gene Ontology annotation, biological process: mitochondrial translational initiation. NCBI's taxonomy places the organism in Eukaryota, Fungi, Ascomycota, Sordariomycetes, Hypocreales, Cordycipitaceae. The coding region runs from base 1 to 1371 and encodes 456 amino acids. The record is from RefSeq and is a predicted model, not a curated record. Gene Ontology annotation, cellular component: mitochondrial small ribosomal subunit. The transcript has a single exon.